AUGCCCCAGUUCAUCCUCAUCGGGAAGCAGUCGGUGGGGAAGAGCCGCCUCAUCGAGGCCCUCGCGGGGGAGACCUUCAACUUCAUCUCUGGGACCCUCGGCAGUAGGAGGCCUACCGUUUUGGAGUUCAGGAACGUCGCCUCCCACACCGUCUCGCGGUGGUUCGUGCGCGACCGCAAGACGAACCAAUGGGAGGAGCAUCCCAUCGCCAUGGUGAUGAAGAAGGUGGGCGACGCCCACGAGGAGCUGGGGGAGACCGUGAGCCCCGAACCAGUCUACGUGCGCAUCGAGUCGCCAGUCUGCGUGGACAUGCAGAUCGUGGACCUGCCUGGCUUCCGCGACUUCGCCCUGGACACGGGCAAGCAGAUCGAGCAGCUGGUCGUGGGCUUCAUGCGGGAUAGGCGCAACGUGAUGCUGUGCGUGGAGCAGGCGAGCGACGCGGCGAACAUUUCUGUGACCAUUCUCUACACUCAGGUCUUCCAGUUCGCUCCGCGUCUUUGGCUUUCCUCCCUGUGGUAA
Messenger RNA from Prorocentrum cordatum, 519 nucleotides. The record is from the annotation of a GenBank genome assembly. Lineage: Eukaryota; Dinophyceae; Prorocentrales; Prorocentraceae.